GUUCUGCCAUCUUGUCCUUUAUUUAAUCUAGUCUUGUGGCAGAAUCAUGACAGACCCAUGUUUUGUGUGGGUUCACGUGGUCUUAGUAUUGAUUUACUGGACCACGUGUUCCCAGUGUCUUGUCUCUUUUACCCCGCUCCCUUGUCAUCCUCCUCAUUAUUGUUUGAUUUAUAUCACCUGUUCCCCUCUUGAUUUGUUACCCUAUUUAAUCCUCUUGUAUUCAUUGUCCUGUGCUUGUGCAUUGUUUCUGUGUAUCAUUCCUGUGAGUACACUGUCUAGUUGAAGUCAAGUCAAGUCUAAGUCAAGUUUAGUGUAUAUUUAGUGUUCUGUCUAGUUUAUUGUUUAGUGUUAUAGUGUGUAGUCUUGUAUCUUGUCCAGUUUAGUGUUCACUCCUCUGUUUUUGUAUCUGGUUUAUAUUGUUUUGCCCCCUCGUGGGUUUUGUUUUCUGUUUUAUUCAUUAAAUAUCCUGAGUUAACCCCUUGUUGUCUGCAUUUGGGUUCAUCCUACACAUCCUCAUAACAGAAUGCACAAGCCCAUACAGAACCCAGCAGACAACCCAUGUCGUCCCGCCAGGCGGCAGUCGGCUGACCUAGAACUUUGGUGGCAGUCGACUGCCGCCGACAUGAAGAUGGGCAGGGCCCCAUUUCCUCCCCAGCAAGAGAGGACCCUGAGGGGGUAUGCCCAGUAUGUGGAAGCGAGGAGGUUUUUGUUGCCAGAGACCCUCCUCAACUCCUACUUUAUCGCGGGUCUCAACGUCCCUCCUCCCUUGCCUGAACGGGAGGGCCUGAUCCGCCGCCCGUUCCAUGAGGUGGUGGACAAGUUGUGUCGGGAGGAGCUUCAGGUACCCACCACGGCAUCACCAUCUGCCACGCUGCCAUCUAUCCCGGAGGGAUGUAUCUUGGGAGUGGUGGCGUCUGACGACCCGAAUCUUCCUCCUUCGGCCCCUGAGAGCUCCUCCCCACCCUUGUCGCUACGUGGAAAGCGAGAGCGGAGAGUUUCGUGGGAGUCGCCAUCCGAGGGGUCCUCUUCGGAGCCUGCUGCUCCCACCACUGUCCUCUCCUCACCUGCCACAGCCUCUGCACCACGCCCAAGAAAGAAGAGGAGGAGAAGGGGGUUGACCUCACAGUCGCUGCAGCCCCUGCCGUCUGCGCAGCCCCCGCUGCAGCCCCUGCCGUCUGCGCAGCCCCCGCUGCAGCCCCUGCCGUCUGCGCAGCCCCCGCUGCAGCCCCUGCCGUCUGCGCAGCCCCCGCUGCAGCCCCUGCCGUCUGCGCAGCCCCCGCUGCAGCCCCUGCCGUCUGCGCAGCCCCCGCUGCAGCCCCUGCCGUCUGCGCAGCCCCCGCUGCAGCCCCUGCCGUCUGCGCAGCCCCCGCUGCAGCCCCUGCCGUCUGCGCAGCCCCCGCUGCAGCCCCAUGUCACGGUUCCCGUCUUGUCUGCGCUGCCGGACGCAGCGCCCCCUGUCACGGUUCCCGUCUUGUCUGCGCUGCCGGACGCAGCGCCCCCUGUCACGGUUCCCGUCUUGUCUGCGCUGCCGGACGCAGCGCCCCCUGUCACGGUUCCCAUCUUGUCUGCGCUGCCGGACGCAGCGCCCCCUGUCACUGUCACGGUCCCGGUCUCGUCUGCGCUGCCGGACGCAGCGCCCCCUGUCACUGUCACGGUCCCCGUCUCGUCUGCGCUGCCGGACGCAGCGCCCCCUGUCACUGUCUCUGUCUCGUCUCCGCUGCCGGACGCAGCGCCCCCUGUCACUGUCUCGUCUCCGCUGCCGGACGCAGCGCCCCCUGUCUCUGUUCCUGUCUCGUCUCCGCUGCCGGACGCAGCGCCCCCUGUCUCACCGGCUCCUUCUGUUGCUUCCUCCCCUGCACUGUCGUCCUGUUCGUCUGCCUGGUCCCCUGCUACUGUCUCCAUGUCCUCCCUGAACUCUCUCCCCUACCCAGGGAGUCCUGGCUCGCCCCCAUCUGCUCCCUUGUCUACCCCUACCACGCCCUGGAACCCUACCCUGCCUCCUUUUGUUCCCCUUACCCAGUCUGCAUCCCCUACCAAGCCUGUUCCCUCCAAGAUCCCCACCAAGCCUGCCCGGACUCCUCGUCCCAAGUCCUCCACUACCCCUGAACCCAAGACCCCUUGCCCACCCAGCUCCACCCUACCUGGACUUCCUUUUGUGAACUCUGUUUUGCCUCCGCCCCCCCUCCCUUGUUUGUUGUUUUUGUUAUGUCACCCUAACCCUCUUGUAAUUUUAUCUUGUCUGCCCCUGUGUAUAUUUGUCAUGUUUUCUUGGUGUCUGUCUAUCUGUCAGUCUGUCUUGUCCCUUGUCUAGUGUUCCCCUGGGGAGCGUCUGGAAGCCGCUCCUUUAGGGGGGGAUUCUGUCAUGGUUCUGCCAUCUUGUCCUUUAUUUAAUCUAGUCUUGUGGCAGAAUCAUGACAGACCCAUGUUUUGUGUGGGUUCACGUGGUCUUAGUAUUGAUUUACUGGACCACGUGUUCCCAGUGUCUUGUCUCUUUUACCCCGCUCCCUUGUCAUCCUCCUCAUUAUUGUUUGAUUUAUAUCACCUGUUCCCCUCUUUAUUUGUUACCCUAUUUAAUCCUCUUGUAUUCAUUGUCCUGUGCUUGUGCAUUGUUUCUGUGUAUCAUUCCUGUGAGUACACUGUCUAGUUGAAGUCAAGUCAAGUCUAAGUCAAGUUUAGUGUAUAUUUAGUGUUCUGUCUAGUUUAUUGUUUAGUGUUAUAGUGUGUAGUCUUGUAUCUUGUCCAGUUUAGUGUUCACUCCUCUGUUUUUGUAUCUGGUUUAUAUUGUUUUGCCCCCUCGUGGGUUUUGUUUUCUGUUUUAUUCAUUAAAUAUCCUGAGUUAACCCCUUGUUGUCUGCAUUUGGGUUCA
Molecule: messenger RNA, 2866 nt
Organism: Paramisgurnus dabryanus
Lineage: Eukaryota; Metazoa; Chordata; Actinopteri; Cypriniformes; Cobitidae
Source: RefSeq, a predicted model, not a curated record